CCCGGCCCGGCCCCUCACUGCCCGGCUCUCCCCGCUGAGCGGCCGGCCCGAGCCCCGCAGCCCCCCGCAGCCAUGGCCGAGGGCGGGGAAGGGGAGGAUGAUGUGCAGUUCCUGCGGACCGAGGAUGAAGUCGUCCUGCAGUGCUCCGCCACCAUCCUCAAGGAGCAGAUCAAGAUGUGCCUGGCGGCCGAGGGCUUCGGCAACCGCCUCUGCUUCCUGGAGUCGACCUCCAACGCCCAGAAUGUCCCCCCGGACCUGGCUAUCUGCUGCUUCAUCCUGGAGCAGUCGCUCUCUGUCCGCGCCCUGCAGGAGAUGCUGGCGAACACCGUGGAGGUGGGCAGCGAGGGUGUCGACUUGGACAAGUGGUCUUCACAGGGCGGCGGGCACAGGACCCUGCUCUACGGCCAUGCCAUCCUGCUCCGCCAUUCUCACAGCUCCAUGUACCUGAGCUGCCUGACCACGUCCCGCUCCCUGACGGACAAACUGGCCUUCGACGUGGGGCUGCAGGAGAACGCCUCAGGGGAAGCCUGCUGGUGGACCAUCCACCCCGCCUCCAAGCAGCGGUCGGAGGGCGAAAAGGUUCGAGUCGGGGACGACCUCAUCUUGGUCAGCGUCUCCUCCGAGCGCUACCUGCACCUCUCCACGGCCAGCGGGGACCUGCAGGCCGAUGCCUCAUUCAUGCAGACCCUCUGGAACAUGAACCCCAUCUGCUCGGGCUGCGAGGAAGGGUACGUGACGGGGGGUCACGUCAUGCGUCUCUUCCACGGGCACAUGGACGAAUGCCUCACCAUCUCCACCAGCGAGCAGGGUGAGGAGGAGCGCAGGGUGGUGAACUAUGAGGGCGGCACCGUUUGCACCCACGCCCGCUCCCUCUGGAGGCUGGAGCCCUUGCGCAUCAGCUGGAGCGGGAGCUACAUGCGGUGGGGGCAGCUGUUCCGGGCGCGGCACGUCACCACCGGGCGCUACCUGGGGCUGUCCGAGGAGAAGGGGCUGGUCGUGGUGGACGCCGAGAAAGCCAACACCAAGGCCACGGCCUUCUGCUUCCGCGCCUCCAAGGAGAAGCUGGACGUGGCGCCCAAGCGGGACGUGGAGGGCAUGGGGGCCGCCGAGAUCAAGUACGGCGAGACCAUGUGCUUCGUGCAGCAUGCGGCCAGCGGCCUGUGGCUGACGUACGCCGCCCCCGACGCCAAGGCCCUGCGCCUGGGGCUGCUCAAGAGGAAGGCCAUCCUGCACCAGGAGGGGCACAUGGACGACGCCCUGUCCCUGACCCGGUGCCAGCACGAGGAGUCGCAGGCUGCCCGCAUCAUCUACAGCACCAGCGGCCUCUACACCCACUUCGUCCGGGGCCUGGACAGCCUGAGCGGGAAGGGCAAGGCGGGCGCCGGGGCCGCGAUGCCCAUCGACGGGAUGAUCCUGAGCCUUCGGGACCUGAUCGCCUACUUCCAGCACCCGGAGGAGGAGCUGCGGCAUGAGGAGAAGCAGGGCCGGCUCCGCUCACUCAAGAGCCGCCAGAACCUCUUCCAGGAGGAGGGCAUGAUCACGCUGGUGCUGAACUGCAUCGACCGCCUCAACCUGUACAGCACGGCCGCCCACUUCGCCGAGUUCGCGGGCGAGGAGGCGGCCGAGUCCUGGAAGGAGAUCGUCAACCUGCUGUACGAGCUGCUGGCCUCGCUGAUCCGGGGCAACCGCUCCAACUGCGCCCUCUUCUCCAGCAACCUGGACUGGCUGGUCAGCAAGCUCGACCGGCUGGAGGCCUCCUCCGGGAUCCUGGAGGUGCUGUACUGCGUCCUUAUCGAGAGCCCCGAGGUGCUCAACAUCAUCCAGGAGAACCACAUCAAAUCCAUCAUCUCCCUGCUGGACAAGCACGGGCGCAACCACAAGGUGCUCGACGUGCUCUGCUCUCUGUGCGUCUGCAACGGGGUGGCCGUGCGCUCCAACCAGAACCUCAUCACCGAGAACCUGCUCCCCCGCCGCGACCUGCUCCUGCAGACCAAUCUCAUUAACCACGUCACCAGCAUGCGCCCGAACAUCUUCCUGGGCACGCACGAGGGCUCGACGCAGUACAAGAAGUGGUACUACGAGCUGAUCGUGGAUUACGUGGAGCCCUUCGUCACGGCGCAGGCCACCCACCUGCGCGUGGGCUGGGCCAUGACCGAGGGCUACAGCCCCUACCCCGGGGGCGGGGAGGGCUGGGGCGGCAACGGCGUGGGGGACGACCUGUACUCCUUCGGCUUCGACGGCCUGCACCUCUGGUCAGGUGGCGUGGCCCGCGCCGUGGCCUCGCCCGGCCAGCACACGCUGGCGGCCGACGACGUGGUGAGCUGCUGCCUGGACCUGAGCGUGCCCAGCAUGUCCUUCCGCAUCAGCGGCUUCCCCGUGCAGGGCAUGUUCGAGAACUUCAACGUGGACGGGCUCUUCUUCCCCGUGGUCAGCUUCUCCGCUGGCAUCAAGGUCCGCUUCCUCCUGGGGGGCCGCCACGGCGACUUCAAGUUCCUGCCCCCCCCGGGCUACGCGCCCUGCUUCGAGGCCCUGCUGCCCCGCGAGCGGAUGCGGGUGGAGCCCAUCAAGGAGUACAGGCAGGACGCGGGGAAGGUCCGCAGCCUGCUGGGGCCCACCCAGUCCCUGUCCCACACGGCCUUCACCCCCUGCCCCGUGGACACCCAGCAGAUCGUCCUCCCCCCACACCUGGAGAGGAUCCGUGAGAAGCUGGCGGAGAAUAUCCACGAGCUGUGGGCGCUGACCCGAAUCGAGCAGGGCUGGACCUACGGGCCCAUCCGGGACGACAACAAGAGGCUGCACCCCUGCCUGCUGGAUUUCCACAGCCUGCCCGAGCCGGAGAGAAAUUACAACCUGCAGAUGUCGGGGGAGACCCUGAAGACGCUGCUGGCUCUGGGCUGUCACGUGGGCAUGGCCGACGAGAAGGCUGAGGAGAACCUCAAGAAGACCAAGCUGCCCAAAACGUACAUGAUGUCCAAUGGCUACAAGCCGGCCCCGCUGGACCUGGCCCACGUCAAGCUGACCCCGGCCCAGAACACGCUGGUGGACAAGCUGGCGGAGAACGGCCACAACGUGUGGGCCCGGGACCGUGUGAGCCAGGGCUGGACCUACAGCAUCGUGCAGGACAUCAAGAACAAGCGCAACCCGCGCCUGGUGCCCUACAACCUGCUGGACGAACGGACCAAGAAGACGAAUCGCAACAGCCUGUGCGAGGCCGUGCGCACGCUGAUCGGCUACGGCUACAACAUCGAGCCCCCCGACCAGGAGACCUCGGCCCAGGGGGUGCCCACGGCGCGCUCGGAGCGGGUGCGGGUGUUCCGGGCGGAGCAGUGCUAUGCCGUGCGGGCCGGGAGAUGGUACUUCGAGUUCGAGGCGGUGACCACGGGCGAGAUGCGCGUGGGCUGGGCCCGGCCGGACGUGCGCCCCGACGUGGAGCUGGGGGCCGACGACCUCGCCUACGUCUUCAACGGCCACCGGGGCCAGCGCUGGCAUGUCGGCAGCGAACCCUUCGGCCGCUCCUGGCAGCCGGGCGACGUGGUCGGCUGCAUGAUCGACCUGACCGAGAACCACAUCAUGUUCACGCUCAACGGGGAGAUGCUGAUCAGCGACUCGGGCUCCGAGCUGGCCUUCAAGGACAUUGAGAUCGGAGAAGGCUUCCUCCCGGUGUGUAGCCUGGGCCUGGCCCAGGUCGGGCGGCUGAACCUGGGCCAGGAGGUCAGCAGCCUGCGGUACUUCCCCAUCUGCGGGCUGCAGGAGGGCUUCGAGCCCUUCGCCAUCAACAUGAAGCGCGACCUCAGCAUGUGGUUCAGCAAAAGCCUGCCGCAGUUCUCCCCCAUCCCCCCCGAGCACCCCCACUACGAGGUGUCGCGCAUCGACGGCACGGUGGACAACCCGCCCUGCCUGAAGCUGACGCACCGGACCUUCGGCUCGCAGAACGCGGUGAGCGAGCUGCUCUUCCUGCGGCUCAGCAUGCCCGUGGAGUUCCACGAGAAGUUCAAAUGCACGGCGGGGGCCAUGCCCCUCACCCGCGCCCUCACCAUCCCCGAGGAGGACGUCAAGGACGUGGAUCUCGACUCCGAGUUCGAGGUGCUUCGGAAGUCGGCCGGGCGUAAGGAGGCCGAGGAGGCCGAGAAGGAGAAGCAGGGGGGGCCCCUGCCCAGCCCCAAGGAGCCCCCCAGGACGGAGAACGAGAAGGAUGCGGCGUCGGAGAAGAGCAAAAUCAAGAGAGGCUUCCUGUUCAAGGCGAAGAAGGCCACGUUCAACGCCGCGCCCCCGGCGGUGCCCUCCGUGCAGCGCCUGGAGGAAGACGUGGUGCCCAACGACCGGGACGACCCCGAGAUCAUCAUGAACACCACCACGUACUACCACUCGGUGCGGAUCUUCGCGGGCCAGGAGCCCACCUGCGUCUGGGUGGGCUGGGUCACCCCCGACUACCAUCAGCAUGACAUGACCUUCGACCUGAGCAAGGUGCGCACCGUCACCGUCACCAUGGGCGACGACCAGGGCCACAUCCACGACAGCAUCAAGCGCAGCAACUGCUACCUGGUGUGGGGCGGGGAGUUCGUGAGCAGCGCCCAGCAGACCCGGGUCAGCACCGUGGACCUGGUGCUCGGCUGCCUGGUGGACCUGGCCACGGGGCUCAUGACCUUCACGGCCAACGGCAAGGAGAUCAACACCUUCUACCAGGUGGAGCCGAACACCAAGCUCUUCCCGGCCGUCUUCGUCCUUCCCACGAGCCAGAACGUCUUCCAGUUUGAGCUGGGCAAGAUGAAGAACAUCAUGCCCCUCUCGGCCGCCAUGUUCCACAGCGAGCGGAAGAACCCCGAGCCGCAGUGCCCGCCGCGCCUCGUCAUCCAGAUGCUGACGCCGGUGACCUGGAGCCGCGUGCCCAACGAGUUCCUGGCCGUGGAGACAGCCCGCAUCAGCGACCGGCACGGCUGGAUGGUGGAGUGCGGCGACCCCCUGGUCAUGAUGGCCUUGCACAUCCCCGAGGAGAGCCGGUGCAUCGACAUCCUGGAGCUGUCGGAGCAGCUGGCCCUGCUGACCUUCCAGCAGCACUCGCUGCAGCUCUACUGCGCCGUGUGCGCCCUGGGCAACAACCGGGUGGCCCACGCCCUGUGCAGCCACGUGGACGAGUCCCAGCUGCUGUACGCCAUCGAGAGCCCCCACCUGCCCGGCCCGCUGCGCAGCGGCUACUACGACCUGCUCAUGAGCAUGCACCUGGAGUCGGCCAAGCGGGCCCGGCUUACCAUGAACAACGAGUUCAUCGUGCCCAUGACGGACGCCACCAAGAGCAUCCGGCUCUUCCCCGAGGGCAGCCGGAAGCCCGGCCUGCCCGGCGUGGGCACCAGCACCUGCCUGCGCCCGCCCCUGCACUUCGCCCCGCCCUGCUUCAUCAGCACCAGCCCCGAGCGGUACCAGCUGAGCCCCGCCCUGCCGCUGGAGGCCCUGAAGCUGAAGGCGCUGGCCAUGCUGACGGAGGCGGUGCAGGACGGCGGGCAGCACAGCCGGGACCCGGUGGGCGGCAGCGUCCAGUUCCACUUCGUGCCCGUCCUCAAGCUGGUCUCCACCCUGCUGAUCAUGGGCGUCUUUGGGGACGAGGACGUGCGGCACAUCCUGCGCAUGAUCGAGCCGGCCGUCUUCGGGGAGCCCGCCGAGGAGGAGCGGGGCGAGGCGGAGAAGCCGGAGGAGGAGGAGGAGGAGCAGGGGGAGAAGGCCGGGGCCAAGGCCGGCGAGGAGGAGGCCGAGGGGCUGGAGGAGGGGCUGCUGCAGAUGAAGCUGCCUGAGUCGGUCAAGCUGCAGAUGUGCAACCUGCUGCAGUAUUUCUGUGACCGGGAGCUGCAGCACCGGGUGGAGGCGAUCAUCGCCUUCUCGGAGCGCUACAUGGACCGUCUGCAGAGCAACCAGCGCCAGCGCUACGGGCAGCUCAUGCAGGCCUUCACCAUGUCGGCCGCCGAGACCGCCCGGCGCACCCGCGAGUUCCGCUCGCCCCCGCAGGAACAGAUCAACAUGCUGCUGCACUUCAAGCACGGGGCGGACGAGGAGGAGUGCCUGGUGCCCGAGGACAUCCGCGACGAGCUGCUGGACUUCCACACCGACCUGCUGAGCCACUGUGGCAUCGAGGCCGAAGGGGGAGAGGAGGAGGAGGAGGAGGACAUGUCCCUGCGGCGCCGGCUGAGGACCCUGGUGGAGAAGGUGCUGAGCUUCCGGAAGAAGAAGGAGCUGGAGGAGGAGCUGCCCCCCGAGGAGGAGCCGGCACCCAGCACGCUGCAGGAGCUGAUCUCCCACACCAUGGUGCACUGGGCGCAGGAGUCCUUCGUGCAGAGCCCGGCGCUGGUGCGGGUCAUGUUCAGCCUGCUGCACCGGCAGUACGACGCCAUCGGGGAGCUGCUCCGCGCCCUGCCCCGGGCCUACACCAUCAACGCCGUCUCCGUGGGCGACGCCAUGAGCCUGCUCGAGAGCCUGGGCCAGAUCCGCUCGCUGCUCAUCGUGCAGAUGGGCCCGGAGGAGGAGACCCUCAUGAUCCAGAGCAUUGGAAACAUCAUGAACAACAAAGUCUUCUACCAGCACCCCAAUCUGAUGCGAGCCCUGAGCAUGCACGAGACGGUCAUGGAGGUGAUGGUCAACGUGCUGGGAGGGGGCGAGUCCAAGGAGAUUCGCUUCCCCAAGAUGGUGACCAGCUGCUGCCGCUUCCUCUGUUACUUCUGCCGCAUCAGCCGCCAGAACCAGCGCUCCAUGUUCGACCACCUCAGCUACCUGCUGGGGAACAGCGGCGUCGGGCUGGGCAUGCGGGGAUCCACCCCCCUGGAUGUGGCCGCUGCCUCCGUCAUCGACAACAACGAGCUGGCGCUGGCGCUGCAGGAGCAGGACCUGGAGAAGGUGGUGAUGUACCUGGCGAGCUGCGGCCUGCAGAGCUGCCCCAUGCUGCUGGCCAAGGGCUACCCCGACAUCGGCUGGAACCCCGGCGGGGGGGAGCGCUACCUGGACUUCCUGCGCUUUGCCGUCUUUGUCAACGGCGAGAGCGUGGAGGAGAACGCCAACGUGGUGGUGCGGCUGCUGAUCCGCCGGCCCGAGUGCUUCGGGCCUGCCCUGCGCGGCGAGGGUGGCAGCGGGCUGCUGGCCGCCAUCGAAGAGGCCAUCAAGAUCUCGGAGGACCCGGCCCGGGACGGGCCCACCGUCAAGAAGGACCGCCGGCGGGAGCUGUUCGGAGGGGAGGAGACGCACGAGGAGAACCGGGUGCACCUGGGCAAUGCCAUCAUGUCCUUCUACGCGGCGCUGAUCGACCUGCUGGGGCGUUGUGCCCCCGAGAUGCACCUGAUUCAGGCCGGGAAGGGCGAAGCGCUGCGGAUCCGGGCCAUCCUGCGCUCCCUGGUGCCCCUGGACGACCUUGUCGGCAUUAUCAGCCUCCCCCUGCAGAUCCCUGCCUUUGGCAAAGACGGGAACGUGGUGGAGCCCCGGAUGUCGGCCAGCUUCGUGCCGGAUCACAAGGCGCCCAUGGUGCUGUUCCUGGACCGCGUCUACGGCAUCGAGAGCCAGGACUUCCUGCUGCACGUGCUGGAGGUCGGCUUCCUGCCCGACAUGCGGGCCGCCGCCUCGCUCGACACCGCCGCCUUCAGCACCACGGAGAUGGCGCUGGCCCUGAACCGGUACCUGUGCUCUGCCGUCCUGCCCCUCGUCACCAAGUGCGCGCCCCUCUUCGCGGGCACCGAGCACCGCGCCAUCAUGGUGGACUCCAUGCUGCACACCAUCUACCGGCUGUCCCGCGGGCGCUCCCUCACCAAGGCCCAGCGCGACGUCAUCGAGGAGUGUCUCAUGGCCCUGUGCCGGUGCAUCCGGCCCUCCAUGCUGCAGCACCUGCUGCGCCGGCUGGUCUUCGACGUGCCCGUCCUCAACGAGUUUGCCAAGAUGCCCCUGAAGCUCCUGAACAACCACUACGAGCGGUGCUGGAAGUACUAUUGCCUGCCCACGGGCUGGGCCAGCUGCGGCGUGAGCUCCGAGGAGGAGCUGCACCUCACCCGCAAGCUCUUCUGGGGCAUCUUCGACUCCCUGGCCCACAAGAAGUUCAGGGCGGAGCUGUACAAGCUGGCCAUGCCCUGCCUGUGCGCGAUCGCCGGCGCCCUGCCCCCCGACUACGUGGACGCCAGCUACUGCUCCAGGAUGGAGAAAAGGGCCUCCAUCGACGCCGAGGGCAACUUCGACCCCAAGCCCGUCGAGACCCUCAACGUCAUCAUCCCCGAGAAGCUGGACGCCUUCAUCAACAAAUACGCCGAGCACACGCAUGAGAAGUGGGCCUUCGACAAGAUCCAGAACAACUGGACCUUCGGGGAGACGAUCGAUGAGGAGGCCAAGACCCACCCCAUGCUGCGCCCCUACAAGACCUUCUCUGAAAAGGACAAGGAGAUCUACCGCUGGCCCAUCAAGGAGUCGCUCAAAGCCAUGAUCGCCUGGGAGUGGACGGUGGAGAAGCCCCACGAGGGCGAGGAGGAGAAGACGGAGAAGAAGAAGACGCGGAAGAUCUCGCAGUCAGCCCAGGCAACCUACGACCCCAGCCACGGCUACAACCCGCAGCCCAUCGACCUGUCGGGGGUGACGCUUUCCCGGGAGCUGCAGGCCAUGGCGGAGCAGCUGGCUGAGAACUAUCACAACACCUGGGGGCGUAAGAAGAAGCAGGAGCUGGAGGCCAAAGGGGGCGGCUCCCACCCUCUGCUGGUGCCCUACGACACGCUGACGGCCAAGGAGAAGGCCCGUGACCGCGAGAAGGCCCAGGAGCUGCUCAAAUUCCUACAGAUGAAUGGCUACGCCGUGACCAGGGGGCUGAAGGACAUGGAGCUCGACUCGUCUUCCAUCGAGAAGCGAUUUGCCUAUGGCUUCCUGCAGCAGCUGCUCAAGUGGAUGGACAUUUCGCAGGAGUUCAUCGCCCACCUGGAGGCCGUGGUGAGCAGCGGGCGGGUGGAGAAAUCGCCCCAUGAGCAGGAGAUCAAGUUCUUCGCCAAGAUCCUGCUGCCUCUCAUCAACCAGUACUUCCACAACCACUGUCUCUACUUCCUGUCCACACCCGCCAAGGUGCUGGGCAGCGGGGGCCAUGCCUCCAACAAGGAGAAGGAGAUGAUCACCAGCCUUUUCUGCAAGCUUGCAGCCCUGGUCAGGCACCGGGUCUCUCUGUUCGGCACGGACGCUGCGGCUGUGGUGAAUUGCCUGCACAUCCUGGCCCGCUCCUUGGAUGCCAGGACGGUGAUGAAGUCAGGGCCGGAGAUCGUCAAGGCCGGGCUGCGCUCGUUCUUCGAGAGUGCCUCGGAGGACAUCGAGAAGAUGGUGGAGAACCUCAAGCUGGGCAAGGUGUCGCAGUCCCGCACCCAGGUGAAGGGCGUGGCCCAGAACAUCAACUACACCACGGUGGUGCUCCUGCCCGUGCUCACCUCCCUCUUCGAGCACAUCGCCCAGCACCAGUUCGGGGACGACGUCAUCCUGGACGAUGUCCAGGUCUCCUGCUACCGGACCCUGUGUAGCAUCUACUCACUGGGCACCACCAGGAACCCCUACGUGGAGCGGCAGCGCCCCGCCCUGGGUGAGUGCCUGGCCCGGUUGGCAGCCGCAAUGCCCGUGGCCUUCCUGGAGCCACAUCUGAACACGCACAACCCCUGCUCCGUCUACACCACCAAGUCGCCGCGGGAGCGUGCCAUCCUGGGGCUGCCCAGCUGCGUGGAGGAGAUGUGCCCCGACAUCCCGGAGCUGGAGCGGCUCAUGAAGGAGAUCAGCGGGCUGGCGGAGUCGGGCGCCCGCUACACCGAGAUGCCGCACGUCAUCGAGGUCACGCUGCCCAUGCUCUGCAACUACCUGCCCCGCUGGUGGGAGCGGGGCCCCGAGACCCUCCCCCAGGGGCCCUGGUGCACCCAGGUGACCUCCGAGCACCUCAACACCCUGCUCGGCAACAUUCUCCGCAUCAUCGUCAACAACCUGGGCAUCGACGAGGCCUCCUGGAUGAAGAGGCUGGCAGUCUUCGCCCAGCCCAUCGUGAGCAAGGCGCAGCCCGAGCUCCUGCGCUCGCAUUUCAUCCCCACCAUGGAGAAGCUGAAGAAGCGCUCGGGGAAGGUGGUGGCCGAGGAGGAGCAGCUGCGGCUGGAGGCCAAGACCGAGUCGGAGGACGCGGAGCUGCUGAUCCGCGACGAGUUCUCCGUGCUCUGCCGGGACCUGUACGCCCUCUACCCGCUGCUCAUCCGCUACGUGGACAACAACAGGGCCAAGUGGCUGAUGGAGCCCAACUCGGACGCCGAGGAGCUCUUCCGCAUGGUGGGCGAGGUCUUCAUCUACUGGUCCAAGUCGCAUAAUUUCAAGCGGGAGGAGCAGAACUUCGUGGUGCAGAACGAGAUUAACAACAUGUCCUUCCUGACGGCCGACAGCAAAAGUAAAAUGUCCAAGGCGGGCAGCUCAGAGCAGGAGCGGACCAAGAAGAAGCGGCGGGGGGAUCGCUACUCCGUGCAGACCUCGCUCAUCGUGGCCACGCUGAAGAAGAUGCUGCCCAUCGGCCUCAACAUGUGCUCGCCCACGGACCAGGAGCUCAUCACCCUGGCCAAGGGCCGCUAUGCCCUGAAAGACACCGACGAGGAGGUGCGGGAUGUUCUUAACAACAACCUGCACCUGCAGAGCAAGUGCGAGAACCCCGCGUCCAUGCGCUGGCAGAUGGCCCUGUACCGCGAGAUGUCGGGCAAGGCCGAGGACGCCAACCGGCCCGAGAAGAUCGUGCGGCGGGUGCAGGAGGUGUCGGCUGUGCUCUUCCACCUGGAGCAGACCGAGCACCCCUACAAGUCGAAGAAGGCCGUGUGGCACAAGCUGCUGUCCAAGCAGCGCCGUCGUGCCGUGGUCGCCUGCUUCCGCAUGACGCCGCUUUACAACAUGCCCAGGCACCGGGCCUGUAACAUGUUCCUGGAGAGUUACAAGCUGGCCUGGAUCGUCACGGAGGAGCACGCCUUUGAGGACAGGAUGAUCGACGAUCUGGCCAAACCGGGCGAGGAGGAGGAGGAGGAGGAAGAGCAGGUGGAGAAGAAGCCUGACCCCCUGCACCAGCUCAUCCUGCACUUCAGCCGUACAGCGCUGACGGAGAAGAGCAAACUGGACGAGGACUAUCUGUACAUGGCCUACGCCGACAUCAUGGCGAAGAGCUGUCACAUUGAAGAAGGUGAAGAGGAAGGUGGUGAGAAAGACGAGGAGGAGGCCGAAGGGUCCUUUGAGGUAGGUGAUCCGCUCCCUACCUCCAGUCCUGCCCCAGCCCCUGCCUGUGCUGACCCUUGUGUCUCCACCCCACAGGAGAAGGAGAUGGAGAAGCAGAAGCUGCUCUACCAGCAGUCACGGCUGCACAACCGCGGGGCGGCUGAGAUGGUGCUGCAGAUGAUCAGCGCCUGCAAAGGGGAGCCAGGUGCCAUGGUGUCGUCCACCCUCAAGCUGGGCAUCUCCAUCCUAAACGGAGGCAACAUGGAAGUGCAGCAGAAAAUGCUGGACUACUUGAAGGAGAAGCGGGAGGUGGGUUUCUUCCAUAGCGUGCAGGCCCUGAUGCAGACCUGCAGCGUCCUGGACCUCAACGCCUUCGAGCGGCAGAACAAGGCCGAGGGACUAGGCAUGGUGACCGAGGAAGGAACAAUCAUCCGUCGGGAAAAUGGAGAGAAGGUGAUGGCGGACAACGAGUUCACGCAGGAUCUCUUCCGGCUCCUGCAGCUCCUGUGCGAGGGCCACAAUAACGAUUUCCAGAACUACCUGCGCACGCAGACGGGGAACACGACCACCGUCAACAUCAUCAUCUGCACUGUGGACUAUCUGCUGCGGCUGCAGGAAUCCAUCAGCGAUUUCUACUGGUACUACUCAGGCAAGGACGUCAUCGACGAGCAGGGCAAACGUAACUUCUCCAAGGCCAUGGCCGUGGCCAAGCAGGUGUUCAACAGCCUGACAGAGUACAUCCAGGGCCCGUGCACGGGCAACCAGCAGAGCCUGGCCCACAGCAGGCUGUGGGACGCCGUGGUCGGCUUCCUCCACGUCUUUGCCCACAUGAUGAUGAAGCUGGCUCAGAUGAGCCAGCCGGCCGGACUCCGAAAUGGCGUAAGAACCUGUGUGUGGCACGCGCCAUCUCACGCCCGCGCUCGCCCCGCUCCGCCGCCCACCCUGUCUGCUCCUCUCCUCUCCUCUCCUCGGGCUCCGGCUCUGUGCCCAGUCUGGUCCUCCAGCCUUUUCCCUGGCCCCCUUCCUUGUUCUCCCUUCCCUUCCUUCUUCCCGCUCCCACCCAGGCCAGACCAAACUAACAGCACCAGCCCAGUGCCAUAGACAGCCCCCCCCAGCUUGAUACUCACCACGCCUGCCAGCUCCCCCAAGCUCCCCAGGCCCGAGCCCCCUAACUAAGGCCCUCAGAAAGCCGUUUGAUUUGGCAGGAUUUGGGGAUUUAUUAUUUUCUGAUUUUGUUUUUUUCCAUUUUUGUCAAAAAUUAAUUCCGUCUUGAUGGGGGUUUUUUUUUAAAUCCGAACAGCUUGGUCCAUUGACAGCAAUUAGGGAGCCUUACGAUAAAGGCGUAAAGUCAGUCGGAAUUGGAGGGCGACGGGAAACCCUGAUUUUACAAAAAAUAAACCGUACGAUUGAAACGAGACCUCCUGCCGCUCCGCAGCGCAGGGUGACGGUGACCCCGUUCCCGAUCCCGUUCUGCAGGAGCGCUCGGGAAUAUGGCCACACCGAUGCCGCUGAAUAGUAACACUGUGUGUGUGUGUGUGUAUUGGGGGAGUGUGUGAGGGCGGGGGACACCCCGACUUCAGCCUCUCCCCCCAGCUCUGCACGGCACAAUAGAUCAGGGGGCCCCGAUCCGGAGCAGCUUGACUGUCUUAAGCAUGGCCGCAGGUAGCUCAGCCGUGCAGCCCCCCUGCCCGCCCCAGGGGUCCCAGUGCCCGGGAGAGCUGGGCUCCGCGACUCCAGGGGGCUUUCAUAGGGCCCCACAUAACGAUGUCCCUCCAGACUCCCAGGUGGCCCCACCCCCACCUACUGCUUUCGGACCCAGUGUGGGCAGAGGGGUCUGACCCCCGUGGGUUAUCCCACCCUGAGUCCCUGAUCUAGGGCGGGUGGCCCAUAGCUGAAUGGGGGGGGGGUGUCCCCUGGUCACACCCCUGCAGCUGGGGGGGCGAGGCGUAGGUGCCAGCUCAUGGGAUUUCCCUGGUGGGAGCAAGGCCCCGCCCUUCCUGGGCAUGGGUGAGGCUACAGUUGCAUGGGUACUGUAAUCCCUCUAGGAGAGCAAGGGGGGAAAUAGCCCCCUUCCCGAGCCUGGGGGGGUGCCUGGGCGCCUCCCAAAAAAGUGCAGGGGGUUGGUCUGGCCUGGGUCCCCCCCCAUCUGGCACAUCUCCUGCCUCCCGUGUAACAAUCUCCCCCCGCUCCUCCAUCCCCCCGGUAUCUGGCGAGCAGGCUGGCGCCGUGCUUGGCUGGUGCUUCUGUUUGCUCUGAGCUCUGGCGGGAGGUCCCGCGUUCUGGUGGUGAUCUCUAGCGGGUGCUGAUGGGGGACGACGGCGGCGGCUGGACUGGCUGUGCCCCCCCUCUCCCCCGAGUGCGCCAGGAAAAGGGCCUCCUCUCCAGGAGCGUGUGGCUGGUGCGGGAUGGGAACCCCACCCCCUCGGAGCAGCCCGACGCGCGUCACCAGGCGUGCGCGUGCCAUCGCACGCACGUGCGCACGCAGUCCCGCAGGCCAGUGCACGCCAACGUAGAACGUGGUUCGACAGGGCCACGCAUCGCACAGGCCGCUGACCUGAGCACCCGAGAUCACAUGCAGACGCACACGUGGGCUCACACCUGCACCUACGCACAAGAUCUUGUGCACACGCCUCAGAUCACAUGCACAAGAGCGCGUGUGCAAGAUCUCGUUCACACGCAAGGACGUGCCGCACGAGAUCGCAUGCCCACACGAUCACACGCCUGACGGCUUGCACGCACACAUGAGCUCUCGCACACCCACAUGUGCACACGCACAAGGGGGACAUGCAUGCAAUCCCAUGCACGAGGGCUUGCGCACUUGUUCCUCCCUGGGGCCGAAGUGGGGGGCGAUCUCCCCUGCCCGUAUCCGUGUGGUAGUUUGGGUUGGAGGGGGUGGAUCUCUGCGCCCUGUCUUGGCUCCCCACCCUAGAGCAAGCUGCGGGGGGG
Molecule: messenger RNA, 14148 nt
Organism: Chelonia mydas (Green sea turtle)
Lineage: Eukaryota; Metazoa; Chordata; Testudines; Cheloniidae
Gene: RYR1
Product: ryanodine receptor 1
Exons: 87
Coding region: 73-12303 (4076 amino acids)
Biological process (GO): calcium ion transmembrane transport
Cellular component (GO): calcium channel complex; smooth endoplasmic reticulum; sarcolemma
Molecular function (GO): protein binding; ryanodine-sensitive calcium-release channel activity
Source: RefSeq, a predicted model, not a curated record